This is a messenger RNA of Manihot esculenta (cassava), 1087 nucleotides long. Its product is annotated as fasciclin-like arabinogalactan protein 12. The transcript has a single exon. The record is from RefSeq and is a predicted model, not a curated record. NCBI's taxonomy places the organism in Eukaryota, Viridiplantae, Streptophyta, Magnoliopsida, Malpighiales, Euphorbiaceae. The coding region runs from base 77 to 889 and encodes 270 amino acids.
UGCACAAACACUAAGUAGCUUGAGUUGGUUUAAUUCCUUGUAUAUUUUUGCAUUUGUUUACAGCUCCACUGCAAAGAUGAAACAACAAUCUUGCGUCUUAUUUUCACUUCUUAUUGUCUUCGUUUAUUGCACUAUAACUUUAGCUCAGUCUCCGGCUGCUGCACCUGCACAAGGACCGGUGGCUGCAUCCCCUCCUUCUCCAGUCAUAUCACAGACACCAGCUGCAUCCCCAGCACAGGCAGCUUCAGCACCUGCUCCCACCAACGUCACUAAAAUUCUCGAAAAAUCUGGCCAUUUCACAGUCUUCAUCCGCCUUUUAAAAUCCACCCAAGAAGAAAACCACUUACUCACUGUCCUCAACAACUCAAACAAUGGUCUGACCAUCUUUGCACCAACCGACGGUGCUUUUUCGACACUUAAAUCAGGCACUCUCAACUCACUAACGGAUGAACAGAAGUCUGAGUUGGUGAAGUUUCAUGUGAUUCCUACAUUUCUAUCAACUUCCCAGUUCCAGACCGUGACUAAUCCAGUAGGAACAGAGGCUGGAAGUGGUGGCCGUGUAGCUCUCAACUUUACAACUUAUCCCAAUUCAGUGAACAUCACUACAGGACUUACCAAUACAAGCAUUUCUGGCACCGUGUACGCAGACAACCAGCUAGCCCUUUACAGGGUCGACAAGGUGCUGCUUCCUAUGGACAUUUUCACUUCUAAGCCUCCAUCUCCUGCACCAGGACCAGCACCGGAGAAAUUAAAGCCCAAGAAGGAGGCUCCUGUGGCUGAGACUCCUGUUGUUUCUGCUACUGUGACUACGUCUGGAGCUGUAAGCUCUGUGCAUUAUCAUGCGAUGCUUCUCGGAAUUUGUGUCGUUGCUGCAAUGUUGUCUUUAUAAGAUGGCCAUGCAAAAAUAGGGUUUUGUUUUUCUUUUUUUUUUUUUUUAAUUUUUUUUUUCUGAUUUGGAUUGAAUGAUGGUGAUCUGCGUUGUGAGUUCUGUUGAAUAAUUACCAAUUUUUCUAAAGAGUCCUGUAUGUAUUGUUCAAGUCUGAUUAUUUAGUUAAGAUACCUGUAAUAAAUAUUUGAGUUAUAUGUA